Sphenostylis stenocarpa is the source of this 2295-nucleotide messenger RNA. The record is from the annotation of a GenBank genome assembly. Lineage: Eukaryota; Viridiplantae; Streptophyta; Magnoliopsida; Fabales; Fabaceae.
AUGGCCGACUCUGUAGUUUCGAUUCAAUACCUCAAAGAUUUCGUCAAUUCUCAAAUCUACGACGAUGAGAAAUGGGCCUUCAAUGUGGCUGGUGCCCUCAACAAAAUUAUUCUCAGUUCCCUUUCUGAUUGUCGCAUCGUACACUCUCUUUCAUCGUCACGUGACGUGCAAUACAAGUUCAAAAUUGGACUUUGUUCUGAGAAAUCGUACACUAACUCUGAGCAGAUAGACCUUACUCUCAAGCUUUCUCCCUGCGGUCAAAACGCAGAAGAAAAGAUGGUUCUGACAAGUUCAUCAUUAGCAAUGGUUGGGGAGAAAGCUAGGAGCACUAUGAUGGAAUAUGGGGUUCAAGAAGAGAAUCCAUUUGUUCUAUGUCUAGCAGAGGGUGAGAAGGGUCUGGUGAGGUUUGGGGACUUGCAGACAAUGAGAAGAGUGAGGACUGGAAAGAGAUUAUUGAUGAAGAAGUUGCAGAUGGCUGCGGCUGCAGCGGCAGAGAAGUCUUUUCCGGUGUCUCCUGCCGGUGGUCAGCCCCUACAUCCCUCAAUUGAUGAUAAUCUCAAGAUGUUUGCUCAUCCCUCUUGGGAUCCAUGGCAUGAGGAGUGGAGGAAGCAUUUGACUUUGAACUGGGAUGAGGAAUGGUUUGGGGAGGGGCAGAAAAUUCUGCUGCAUGACAAAACAGGAGGAGUUAGUUCGAACUUCCAACCAUCACCAAAGCAUGAAAAUCAUUCCAUGCUUUCCCCAAAAGCAAUGCAGGAAAGGACACUGUGUCCAUCUGAGACUAUGAUUGAGGGGUCAUCCAAAAAGCUUAAACAUGUGAGCUCCUUUCAUGAAAUGCCUAGUGUGAUUACUACUGGAGAUGCCACUACUGGGAAGAGAAUAGAAGGGCUUAUGUACAAGUAUAAGAGAGACCAAGUGUAUAUUGUAUGCGUCUGCCAUGGCAGCUUCCUCUCCCCCACAGAAUUUGUGAUGCAUGCUGGUGGCAAGGAAGUGACAGAUCCCAUGAAACACAUCACUGAAGUCUUCAUCAAAGACAAAGGUGGUUUUUCUAAUUUGCUAACCUUCACAUUAGUGUUGAAAACAAAUGGAAAAUGUAAUGAACCUGAACUUGAAACAGGUUUUGCUCUUUUUGUGUUCCUAUUGCUUGUUGUUGGUUGCUCUGCAAGGCCGUUCUAUCCACUUCCCAGCAAAGGUGAUGGUGGAAGUAGGAAGCCCCUACAAAAUUUUCGCCCAUAUAAUAUUGCACAUCGCGGUUCAAAUGGAGAGAUUCCUGAAGAAACUCAUUGUGCAUACACGAGAGCCAUUGAAGAAGGGGCAGACUUUAUUGAAACUGAUAUCCUAUCAUCCAAAGAUGGUGUUCUUGUAUGUUUUCAUGAUGUUACCCUUGAUGAAACUACUGACGUUGCAAAUUACAAAGAGUUUGCUAAUCGUAAAAGAACAUAUGAAGUCCAAGGGGAAAACAUCACUGGGUUCUUUACUGUUGAUUUCACAUUAAAGGAGUUAAAGUCACUCAGGGUGAGACAGAGGUAUAAAUUCAGGGAUCAACAGUUUAAUGGAAUGUUUCAAAUCAUCACUUUUGAAGAGUUCAUUACCAUAGCACUCGAUGCAGAGAGAGUUGUUGGUAUAUAUCCGGAGAUAAAAAAUCCAGUAUUUAUCAAUCAACAUGUUAAAUGGUCAAAUGGCAAAAGAUUUGAGGACAAGUUUGUGGAGACACUUCAGAAAUAUGGGUUCAAGGGCUCCUACCUCUCAAAUAAUUGGCUGAGACAACCUGUAUUUAUUCAGUCAUUUGCUCCAACUUCACUGGUUUAUAUAUCAAAUAAAACGGACUCGCCCAAAAUUUUAUUAAUUGAUGACGUCGAUAUUCCAACGCAAGACACGAAUCAGUCAUAUUGGGAGAUUACAUCUGAUGAAUACUUCAACUACAUAAAGCAAUAUGUUGUGGGAAUUGGACCGUGGAAAGACACGUUGGUACCUGUGGUAAAUAAUUAUAUGAAAACUCCUACUCAUCUUGUUUCCAGGGCACAUGCUCAUAACCUGCAGGUGCAUCCAUACACUUACCGAAAUGAGAACCCGUUUUUGCACUUCAACUUUAGUCAAGAUCCGUAUAUGGAGUACGAUUACUGGAUCAACAAGAUAGGAGUUGAUGGUCUGUUUACAGACUUCACUGGUAGUCUUCACCAUUUUCAGGAAUGGACUUCUAAACGUGGACACCAUGAGGAGGAGGAUAUCAAUGACAAGACUGCAGCCAAACUGUUGCAUAAAAUUGCUUUGUUGCUCUCCUCUUAUAAAUUAUCUUGA